AUGUGUUUCAUGGUGCAGCGUGAAGUCGCUGAUCGCCUGACCGCUGAGUGCGGAACGCGUAAAUAUGGCCGACUGACAGUGAACGUUGCCAUGACGAUGCAGGUUGAAGCGGUGUUCGAUGUUCCACCCACUGCAUUUUCCCCUCCUCCCGAAGUACAAUCUAGCAUGAUUUAUAUGCAGCCAAAACAACUGGAAGAACCGGAUACAGUCACUGCCUUCGCUUUUUCCGAGUUGGUUCGUCUAGCGUUUGGUAACCGAAGGAAGACUUUGAAAAAUUCUCUCGCCGGACUGAUUGAUGAAACGAAUUUUCUAGAAACCGGUAUUGACGCAAAUUUAAGAGCUCAAAACUUAAGCCCCGAAAACUAUAUGCGACUUGCCCAUAAUUCAGUCUUGCACAAUCCAAGAGCCCGGGAAAUUUUCAGCAACAUCCGAUGA
Geodia barretti is the source of this 435-nucleotide messenger RNA. Lineage: Eukaryota; Metazoa; Porifera; Demospongiae; Tetractinellida; Geodiidae. The record is from the annotation of a GenBank genome assembly.